AUGGGAACUGCGGUGUCCAAAAGGAAGAAUGUGAGGAGCGACGCCAUUUGUUCCGUAGCAGCAAAAGUUCGAGCAGCCAGAGCCAUCAGUGAUUACCUGUCAACCGCAGACACCGACCCCCAAAACGGAGCAGAUCACCUUCUGUCUGACACCUGCAUCGUCCCAGAUUGUGAUUCUCCGUUGAUCAGCCGCUUUCAGAACAACAACCUGCCCUCUGAGAACCACUGUCCACCCAAGCCCAGCCGGGGCACCCCAGCCUGCACCCAUCCCAGCCGGAGCACCCCAGUCUACACCCAUCCCAGCCAGGCUCCUGUGGUUCCUGUAGCUCCUGUGGCUCCCGUGGGUCCCUCUAAGCGCAGGCUGUCCGGGGGGGACCGCAGCGUUUCGUCGGAGGAGCGGAUAGGAGCGAACAGUUCAAGAGAAAAGCCAUCUCGUGUCUACACCAUCACCUGCCAAAGCAGCAUGACUCUGGGGGCGCGGGGCAGCGAGGAGAGCCUGGAGCUGGACGCGCUGAAGGCGUCCCGCGAGCAGGCUCUGGCUCAGGCGCCCCUGUCCUCAACCCCGUCCUGUGUCAGCCAGCCUCCGCGCACUACCACCAGCCACCACCGGAGCAGUCACCACCGCAGCAGCCAGCCCUCUGGGACCCAGCCUCAGAGCGCAGCGGUGGGGCCUCUGAAGAGCUCGGGCAGCGCAGCCAACAUCCGGGACUGGGGGCUCCGCAGAAGGGCAUCGCGGGAGGAUUACAGCCCCGACUGCGUUUCCUGCAUCCGGGCCCCAUGUCAGAGCCAGCGCUCCCUGGACCUGGACCUGCCGUCGCGGGAAGGGGGCAAGCCACGCAAGAAGUUGGAGAGGAUGUACAGUGAGGACAGAGCGUUGUCGGAAGAUAGGGAGGAUGGUCCUAAUAGCUGGUUUCCCAAAGAGAACAUGUUCAGUUUCCAGACGGCCACCACCACCAUGCAGGCGGCUUUCCGAGGCAUUGCCGAGAGAAAGAGGAGGAAAAGGGAAGAAGCAGCCACCGCGAUGGAGAGGAAUUUCCGUAAACACCUUCGGAUGGUGGGCAGCCGCAGAGUCAAAGUCCAGACCUUCGUGGACCGCCGAGCCAAGAGCUUCAGCCGCUCCUGGAGUGACCCCACCCCUGUCAAGCCCGAGUCCUUGCAUGACUCCAGAGACAGUGCAGACUUGCCCACCUCCACGGGGGCCCUGGAUGAAGACCUGGGGAAGGACGCUGACUGGGAGGAGGAGCGGGAGCAGGAGAGGAGCGCCUGUCAGGGAGACGACUUCAUACCUCCCAAAAUCAUGCUCAUUUCAUCCAAAGUCCCUAAGGCGGAAUAUGUUCCCAACAUCAUCCGGAGAGACGACCCAUCCAUCAUCCCUAUCCUCUAUGACCACGAACACGCCACGUUUGACGACAUCCUCGAGGAGAUAGAGAAGAAGCUCACUGCCUACAGAAAGGGUUGUCGUAUAUGGAACAUGCUCAUCUUCUGCCAGGGUGGACCAGGACAUCUCUACCUGCUGAAAAAUAAAGUAGCCACAUUUGCCAAAGUGGAGAAGGAGGACGAUAUGAUCCAGUUUUGGCGGAGGUUGAGCCGACUGAUGAGCAAACUGAACCCGGAGCCAAACGUCAUACAUGUGAUGGGGUGUUACGUUCUGGGCAGCGCCAACGGGGAGAAGCUCAUCCAGACGCUGAAGAGGCUGAUGAGACCAUCAGCUGUUGAGUUCAAGUCCCCACUGGAGCUGUCUGCGCAGGGUAAAGAGAUGAUUGAGACCUACUUUGACUUCCGUCUUUUCCGACUGUGGAAGAACCGUCAGCACUCCAAACUCCUGGACUAUGACGACCUGUUGUGA
Molecule: messenger RNA, 1845 nt
Organism: Knipowitschia caucasica
Lineage: Eukaryota; Metazoa; Chordata; Actinopteri; Gobiiformes; Gobiidae
Source: the annotation of a GenBank genome assembly